Gadus macrocephalus (Pacific cod) is the source of this 1954-nucleotide messenger RNA. RefSeq names its product stem-loop binding protein (gene slbp). Gene Ontology annotation, biological process: mRNA 3'-end processing by stem-loop binding and cleavage; mRNA transport. Gene Ontology annotation, molecular function: histone pre-mRNA stem-loop binding; mRNA binding. The record is from RefSeq and is a predicted model, not a curated record. The transcript has 8 exons. Bases 140 to 913 code for a protein of 257 amino acids. NCBI's taxonomy places the organism in Eukaryota, Metazoa, Chordata, Actinopteri, Gadiformes, Gadidae. Gene Ontology annotation, cellular component: histone pre-mRNA 3'end processing complex; cytoplasm.
ACCAUUGUUGACGUAGCGCGGGUUUUCUUUUCACUUUUGCACACACAUUCUUUUCCCGCCACACUGUUCGCGUCACACACACAGACACUGCAGACAGUACUUCAGUGUGGAACCACCGCAAAGACAUUUAAAAAGAGAAAUGUCUUUUAGAUCAAAAAAUGGACGCUCUGCUGCAGAAAGCAAAGAAUCUGAAAACCGGGAUAGCGGCCCAUCACCGUGGUCUCAGAGCAGGAAGAGGGGGGCCGAUGGCAGCCUGAGGAACAAGAGGGAGGAGAACGAUGAGAAGCUCCCAAAACACCCAGACGACAGACCUGCCAGGCAGUCGGACUGGGGCAGCCAGGUAGAGAAGGAGGAAGAUCUCAUAAAGGAUGUUAACAAGGACAUGCACCGUUACAGGAGGAGGCUGCUGGAUGCAGAGUUCUCUCGGCGGGAGAGGAAGAAUUCUUCUGGCAGCUCUGACUCUAGAGAGUCGCCGCUUCCUACCAGUGCAGAGAUGGAGACGGAUGAAUCCGUUUUAUUACGACGACAGAAACAGAUCAACUAUGGAAAGAACACCUUAGCCUAUGAUAGAUACGUCAAAGAGGUCCCAAAACAUCUGCGGCAGCCCGGCCUUCAUCCAAAGACUCCCAACAAGUUCAAGAAGUACAGCCGGCGCUCCUGGGACCAGCAGAUCAAACUGUGGAAGGUGAAGCUCCACGCCUGGGAUCCCCCUGCCCAGGAAGGCCAGGAGAGAGACCUUGACGACAUUGAGGAGCUGGACCUGGAGGACGUGAUGGACAUCGAGCUGGAUUUCCCGACGCUCCCAGAGGCCCUCAGCAGCUCUUCUUCCUCCCGCCUUCCGGUUCCGUCGUUAAAGGACGAAUGUGCCGGUACACCGAAUAAAAUGAUGAAGACGGAGGAGUCACCGGAAUAAAGUGAUGAACACGGAGGAGUCACCGGAAUAAAGUGAUGAACAUGGAGGACGCACUGGAAUAACGCAACCAUCUGAAGACACUAUCGGGUUCUUCCUCCAUUGCUUCUGAGAUCAGGAAGUUAUUUUCCCCAUUUGUAUUUAGGAUUCAUUUAAGAAACAACUAACCGUUGUUAAUCCGCUGUGAUCCGCUUUAGAUCUGCCUUACCUUCUCUCCAUUGUUUACAGGAAUCAGCCGUAAUUUACACAUUUCCUGGGGAUGAAAUGUCUCAUAGUGCCUCAAACCUUGAUAUUCUUUUUCUCCUUCCUUUUCCAUCACUAUCGGGGCUGAAGUUCCUAUGUGUAGAUUUACCUCUUGACGCUGUCACAUGCAGGCAGCGUCUACAUUGUAAGCUCUUAAAAGUAUUUUUAUGAAUGUAAAGUUUACCAAAUCGUUAUUGCACUGAGUAUGUUUUAUAACUCACUGGGCUUGUUAAAGACAUAUGUUGUGUUACUAGUUUGAACUGAUUUAAAGCCUUUAAUGUUCAAUCGAGCAUAUCUGUAAAUAAUGUUGACUAACGGCUUUUUAAUGUUUAUUUUGAAAAAUAAAUAAAAAAAAUAGCAACGUUUCUUGGAGUACACAAAAAUGGGUUUGGGUUUGAAUUAUAUAAUUAUUUUGUUUUAAGUGCUGUUGUACUUUCUGUUUUUUAUAUAUUUGUUUCCCAAUUCUGUUUUGAAAUAAAGUUUGGCUGUUGCUAAUGCUGUGGGAGAUUUGUUUGUAGAAAAGUUUAGUUCCUCCUUUAUAGUAAGCCUAUGACAACAUUUGUUGGUAUAUUUUAUUAAUCAAAUUCUAAAUGCGUUUAUUUCGACCAUAUUGGGGUCAGGGUUAGUCCAAUUGGGCCCUAGAUGUGAGGAUAUUUUAUUUUGUUUACAUAGAUUAUAGUGUGUAUUUUCUGACUGCUCCAGCAAUGAUAGUUUUAAGCUAUAUGAUUAUAUAUAAUUUUUUGAGGAAUGCUCUGUAAAGGUAACUAGAAACCACAAAUAAAAUGUAGUUACUUAAACAUU